GCGCGCAUAGAAAGACAAGACUACUCUACUACUUCUACUCGGCUCUGCAAAAUAUCUCCCACCUUCGUCUGUAGUAGUACUCCUACUUGGCUCUGGAAAAUAUCUCCCACCUUCUUCUGCAUCAGCAGCGGCAUCUCUAUUUCCAUCCUACGAGCGCGUCGUGUACAGAGUGAGCGAGGCAUGUUUGAUGGGGUGGAUCGCGGCGCCCUCGUGACGGUCAAGCGGAUGAGGCUGUGCGCCAUGGAGGAGGACGAGGAGGAGGUGGGGAUGGAGGUGGACGGGGAAGAGGAGGAGGAGGGGACCGGUGGGUGGGCCUGGGGAGCGCCGGGGCUGGGGAUGGCAGGCCAGCCUGGAGAGCAGAGGGCGGCGGCGAUCGUGGUGGCGGACGCGGUGGAGCCGGACUUCCCCGUCAUCUACGUCAACGCCGCCUUCGAGGCCGCUACGGGGUACCGCGCGCACGAGGUCCUCGGCCGGAACUGCCGAUUCCUACAAUUUCGGGAGCCACGUGCCCAAAGACGGCAUCCCCUUGUCGAUCCAAUGGUUGUUUCAGAGAUGCGACGAUGCCUCAGUGAUGGAAUUGAAUUCCAAGGUGAACUACUGAAUUUUCGGAAAAAUGGAGCUCCAGUAAACAACCGAUUGAGGCUGAUUCCAAUGCAUGGGGAUGAUGGAGCUUUUACACACAUAAUUGCGAUCCAGUUGUUCUCUGAUGCUAACAUCGAUCCCAGCAACAUAUCUUACCCAAUAUAUAAACCACAGUCCAGCCACAGGCUCAGCAUACAAGAUAUGAAUCGAGCUUCUCAUGAAACUAGUCCUAAAGUCCAAUGUUCAGAAUACUGCGCUAUCUUCCAACUCUCGGAUGAAGUUCUAGCUCAUAACAUUUUAUCUCGCCUGUCACCAAGAGAUGUAGCUUCAGUUGGAUCAGUCUGCACUAGAAUGCAUCUGCUGACCAAGAAUGAUCUUCUGAGAAAAAUGGUUUGCCAAAAUGCAUGGGGAAGAGAUGUCACUGGCAGGCUUGAGAUGAGCACGAAGAUGUUAGGAUGGGGUCGUCUUGCAAGAGAGCUAACAACUCUCGAGGCAGCCUCUUGGAGGAAGUUCACAGUUGGAGGACGCGUUGAGCCAUCCCGAUGCAAUUUUAGUGCCUGUGCUGUGGGCAACCGCCUCGUCCUUUUUGGCGGGGAGGGGGUCAACAUGCAGCCUAUGAGUGACACCUUUGUGCUUAACCUUGAUGCUCCAAAGCCAGAAUGGUGCCGUGUCAAGGUUUCUGCCUCACCACCUGGCCGCUGGGGACAUACUCUCUCAUGGCUAAAUGGCUCAUGGCUGGUAGUAUUUGGAGGUUGCGGGCAGCAAGGUUUGCUUAAUGAUGUCUUCGUCCUUGAUCUUGAUGCUCAGACUCCCGCUUGGAGGGAGAUUGCUAGCGACGGUCCGCCACUGCCACGGUCUUGGCAUAGUUCAUGCACCCUGGACGGUUCUAAACUUGUUGUGUCAGGGGGGUGUGCCGAGUCCGGUGUGCUCCUAAGCGACACAUUCCUGCUUGACUUGACGAAGGAGAAGCCAGCAUGGAAGGAGAUCCCGACAUCCUGGUCAUCCCGCCUUGGCCAUACCUUGUCUGUUUAUGGUAAGACUAAAAUAUUUAUGUUUGGUGGAUUGGCAAAGAGUGGCUCGCUCCGACUGCGCUCCAGUGAUGCCUACAUAAUGGAUGUUGGUGAAGAGAAUCCACAAUGGAGGCAGUUGGCAACAACUGUGUUUCCAAGCGGUUGUCCACCACCAAGGCUUGAUCAUGUCACCGUGAGCCUGCCCUGUGGAAGGAUCAUCAUAUUUGGCGGCUCAAUCGCUGGGCUGCACUCACCCGCUGAGCUCUUCUUGCUUGAUCCGGCUGAGGAAAAACCGACAUGGAGAAUCCUGAACGUCCCGGGGCAGCCACCCAAGUUCGCUUGGGGACACAGCACCUGCGUGGUUGGUGGCACUAGGGUCUUGGUUCUUGGUGGACACAGCGGAGAGGAGUGGAUCCUGAAUGAGCUCCACGAGCUCUGCCUCGCAAGCAGGCCCGACGAAGAUGGAUGAUUAUGUCGACGUCCCAUGUAGAGUUAUCAUGAUUUAGACCUUACCUUCAUUUCAUCUCCCUCUCAGCUUUUCUUACAAAAAUGAGUGCAAAAGAAUCUAAAAGGAGUUUGUGGACGAGAGUUUUAGUAUACCUUGUUGUUCUCAUAUGAUACGGCCAUAUCUUAGAUAAGGCUGGAAAUCCCUAUACUACAGUUAGUUUGUUGGUUGUAAA
This is a messenger RNA of Hordeum vulgare subsp. vulgare (domesticated barley), 2272 nucleotides long. Its product is annotated as adagio-like protein 3. Bases 181 to 2061 code for a protein of 626 amino acids. The transcript is spliced from 2 exons. NCBI's taxonomy places the organism in Eukaryota, Viridiplantae, Streptophyta, Magnoliopsida, Poales, Poaceae. Gene Ontology annotation, molecular function: protein binding. Gene Ontology annotation, biological process: response to blue light; circadian rhythm. The record is from RefSeq and is a predicted model, not a curated record. Gene Ontology annotation, cellular component: SCF ubiquitin ligase complex; nucleus; cytosol.